AUGUCCAGUAAUGAUAAAAUCCACGGAUGGGCAGUCAAUUUAAUUAAUGAUUCAUAUCUCAAGUCAAUUAAGGAUGGAACCUCAAGAAAACUUCCAUCUCCACCUGGAUUCAAGGGGGCUAUUUCGAAGAAAGACGCUGCACCUUCAAUAAAUAAUAAAGAUCUGAAGGACUUUCAGAUACAGAGGUCUUGGGAAAUUGCAACACAGCCUGCCAGAUCAAUUCCAAUGAAUAUGUUUAUGUCUUACAUGUCUGGUACAUCUUUACAAAUUAUUCCAAUAAUGACAGCUUUGAUGUUAUUAUCAGGACCUAUAAAAGCUAUAUUCUCUGUGAAAUCAAAUUUCAAACCAUUGUUAGGUCAUAAAAAUGGGAUAACUGAAAAUGAAAUAUAUUGUCAUAUGUUAGUCUACAUCUUAUUUCAAGUAGCUUUGAUGCUAAUUGGGCUUCAUAAACUUUAUUCAAUGGGUCUAUUUCCAACUACGAAAAGUGAUUGGGUUUCAUGGGAGAAACCAAUUCAAAUGCUAGAUUCUCUGCAAAUUUUUAUGUUUUAA
Messenger RNA from Tetrapisispora phaffii CBS 4417, 549 nucleotides. RefSeq names its product chaperone EMC4 (gene EMC4). NCBI's taxonomy places the organism in Eukaryota, Fungi, Ascomycota, Saccharomycetes, Saccharomycetales, Saccharomycetaceae. Gene Ontology annotation, biological process: protein folding in endoplasmic reticulum. Gene Ontology annotation, cellular component: EMC complex. Bases 1 to 549 code for a protein of 182 amino acids. The transcript has a single exon. The record is from RefSeq and is a predicted model, not a curated record.